Nematolebias whitei (Rio pearlfish) is the source of this 3341-nucleotide messenger RNA. RefSeq names its product LIM domain-binding protein 1. Gene Ontology annotation, cellular component: transcription regulator complex; nucleus. The transcript is spliced from 11 exons. Gene Ontology annotation, molecular function: LIM domain binding. Bases 406 to 1533 code for a protein of 375 amino acids. Gene Ontology annotation, biological process: nervous system development; positive regulation of transcription by RNA polymerase II; negative regulation of transcription by RNA polymerase II. NCBI's taxonomy places the organism in Eukaryota, Metazoa, Chordata, Actinopteri, Cyprinodontiformes, Rivulidae. The record is from RefSeq and is a predicted model, not a curated record.
AGAGGAGGAGGAGGAGGGCCUACAGCUAUUGUUCAUGUCCUCCCGUGAACAAAGGGCUCAUCGGGGUCCGUAUGUAAACCCACAGCAGGCUUCAGCCCACUAACAAGGCCUCAUGCGGGACAAAACGUAAACCAUCGUCUCCCGCAAAUUCCGGCCUUAUUUCUGCUGCGGUGUCGAAGAUUUCUUUAUUGAUCCACUUGGAAAGGACGUAUUGUGUGGGUACGUCGCGUCCGGUGGGCCUAUCCGUUUUUACGCACGGAGCGUACACGGUCUCCCAUCACGGAUCUGUAAACACCGAUUCUCUGAUUGGACUUCUCUGCAGGCUGUUCCUCCAAAUCUUUCAAGCUGUACUCCCCCAAGGAGCCCCCCAACGGUAGCACUUUUCCCCCUUUCCAUCCCGGCACCAUGCUGGACAGAGACGUGGGUCCUACUCCAAUGUACCCACCCUCAUAUCUGGAUCAAGGAAUAGGGAGGCACACACCAUAUGGAAACCAGACAGACUACAGAAUUUUUGAGCUCAAUAAACGGCUACAGAGCUGGACGGAGGAGUGUGACAACAUCUGGUGGGACGCGUUUACUACAGAGUUCUUUGAAGACGAUGCUAUGUUGACCAUUACUUUUUGUCUGGAAGAUGGACCCAAACGUUACACAAUUGGCCGAACGCUAAUUCCGAGGUACUUUCGGAGUAUAUUUGAGGGCGGUGCCACAGAGCUUUACUAUGUCCUGAAACAUCCCAAGGAGUCUUUUCACAAUAAUUUUGUCUCCCUCGACUGUGAUCAAUGCACCAUGGUCACCCAAAAUGGAAAGCCCAUGUUCACACAGGUGUGUGUAGAAGGACGCUUGUACUUGGAGUUCAUGUUUGAUGACAUGAUGCGGAUAAAGACGUGGCACUUCAGCAUCAGACAACACCGUGAGCUCAUCCCGCGCAGUAUACUGGCCAUGCACGCCCAAGACCCACAGAUGCUCGACCAGCUGUCCAAAAACAUAACAAGAUGUGGCCUGUCAAACUCCACCCUCAACUACCUCCGACUGUGUGUUAUUCUGGAACCCAUGCAGGAGCUGAUGUCCAGACACAAGACAUACAGCCUCAGCCCCAGAGACUGCCUCAAGACUUGCCUCUUCCAGAAAUGGCAGAGGAUGGUGGCGCCGCCUGCUGAGCCUUCAAGACAGGCCCCCAACAAAAGGCGGAAGAGGAAGCCGUCAGGUGGCAGCACCAUCAGUGGUGGAGGAGGAGCUAACAAUACCAGCAACAGCAAAAAGAAGAGCCCUGGUAGUGGCUUCCCUCUGUCCAGCCAAGUUCCAGAUGUGAUGGUGGUGGGAGAGCCCACUCUGAUGGGCGGGGAGUUUGGCGACGAGGACGAGCGUCUGAUCACACGGCUGGAGAAUACUCAGUUCGACGCGGCCAACGGCAUCGACGACGAGGACAGCUUCAACAACUCUCCGGCUCUGGGCUCCAACUCGCCCUGGAACAACAAGGCCCCCUCCAGCCAAGAGAGCAAGAGCGACAACCCCACCUCACAGGCAUCACAGUAGACCGCAGAGCCCCAAAACCUCUACACAACCUCGACCCCGCUGUCACCCCUCUGCUCCUCCCACCCUACCUCUAUAGCCAUGACUGCAGCCCAAUCAGUCCAUAUUCUGAUCUCCAAGCCCAACAGAUUCACUCACAGAUAGGAGCUCAGUUCAACUGAGCAGAGCAUUAUUUUUUCCAGUGCUGCUGCUUCCCAACGUGUAGGCGCCGUCUCAGACUACUGUUUCAGUUUUCUUCAACUCGUAUACAAACGCCCCAUCAGCUGUUGCUAAUAUUUAAAAAAAAUUAGGACUGCGAACGGGUUGACGUGACUGAAAAGCAGCAGGAUUUUCUUCCACAGCAGAACUGAGUACACUAACCUAUCAUAACCGAAAGGGAGGCCAUGCGGAACAUGUGGGGGGGUUAAGGUGGUGGUGAGCUGCUUAGGGAUUACGUGGUCCACUCGUCGUGGAAAAAUGGCUCUAGAUUGUGGUCCGCUCUGCUGACGCACGAGUCAUGAUGUCUGAAUAGAAUAUAUGUGUGCAUGCGAGUGUGUGUGUGUGUGUGUGUGUGUGAGAUUUGCGAGGAGAGGAACGUGUGAGCUCGAAUGUGGCUUUGCUGGAGCAGACGGAUCAGAAUUUAGCGUCAGUCUGUAAAACCAUUGAAAUUAACACACUAGUACGAAGGCUGUUAUGCGGCACUAGGGCAAUAACACACACGCGGACACAAAUACACACAAAUGAACGCCACGAUUGAAGGAUUUUGAGUGCCCUAGUGCCCAUUAGACUACAGUGAAUGCAGUCUUUCAAAUGGAAAGCAUUUACAACACACGCACACACACAAGUUACAUUUUAAGAGUUUUUAUACAGUAUAUAUAUUUCCCUAGAAUGUUUUUUAAUUUGUAUUAAAACGCCUUCAUUUCAAUUGUUUUUUUAUUUUCUACCAAUACUAAAAAGCUACAGACCAAGGAGCAACGCAGGACUUCUAUUCCCCCCUCGCUUUCUAAAAUAUAUUGUUUUUAUCUUUUGUGUUUAUAAAAGAAGAAUAAUUUAGUGUGGCUGUUUUUAUUUGGUCUUUUUGUUUGUUUCCUUGAUUUUAUUUUAUUUUUUUGGAGAAUUUUUGUGUAUUUGUGCUUGUAUAUUUAAGGUAGUAGCAAAGUUCUGUCUGACUGUAAUAAAAUGUAUUCUUAGAUUUACCUAAAGCCAUUCUGAUCUAAUGUAAAGAAACAAAAAUAGGAAAAAGGAGAAAAAACACUCAUGAACCCGUCCCCUUCUCCCUCCCUCCUGCUGUCUUUCCCUCUUUUUUUAAAAACUUGUGUAAAUUAAAUAAAAUUAAAAAAAAUCCCCUGGAGGUACAAUUACACCAUGGCGAUAUGAUUUUAACUUUUUAAUUUAUUUGUAGAAAUUUCAGGAAUUCACAAACACUUUUCACCUUUUGCAGAAAGUAAUUUUUCACUUAAGAUCACCGUUGAUGAAUUUGAGUUUCUCUGUAACCUUCAUGCUUCACUGCCUUCGUUCGUUUUGUUGGUUUUACGUCAAUGAUUUUUAACCACACGAUCUUGUUCAUAACCAUCUCAGUCUCGCACCAGCUUCACGUUCUGUUCAGUCUGCAAAUUUGGUUGCAGUGUUGAGUCUGAAAAAGUCUACUAGAAAACUGCUGAAGUUCUUUUACUGGUUUGUACAUUUCUAAUUGGUUGGAGUCGAUUCCGACAACAUUUAUGAUUGAGUUUGAAUGGUGACUUGUACCUUCUCCGAACCCUGUAGAGAAAUCAUUGUUUGAUAUAUAUAUUUUUUUGAUUUGGUUAGUUUUUGCCCUUAAUAAUUAAUGUAUG